Episyrphus balteatus (marmalade hoverfly) is the source of this 2213-nucleotide messenger RNA. RefSeq names its product nose resistant to fluoxetine protein 6-like. The record is from RefSeq and is a predicted model, not a curated record. NCBI's taxonomy places the organism in Eukaryota, Metazoa, Arthropoda, Insecta, Diptera, Syrphidae. The transcript is spliced from 8 exons. The coding region runs from base 1 to 2127 and encodes 708 amino acids. Gene Ontology annotation, molecular function: acyltransferase activity, transferring groups other than amino-acyl groups.
AUGUCGUUGUCGUUGCAUCGGCGAAACACACCGCUAACCAAGUGCGUGAUUACGUUCCUCUUUCUAGCUUUAAGCCUACAACAAUUCGUGAAAGUGAAAGGCGAUGGAGCUGCUGAUCUGGGGGUAACGGGCGGGAUACUGCCUCUGGAAUUGGAUCAGUUACAGGUGGUGAAUUUCCUGGUUGGAAUAUCGGCCGAUGGAAUUCUCUUAUCCAACGGUUCGGAUAGUCAGUGUGGAAAAGAUCUUGAAGUAUUUUUAAAAGGUGUCGAAGAACAAGACCCAUGGGCUUUAAAAGUGAUCGAUUCGUUUGGAGUUGCUCCACAAACCAUAACCUGGGGUAACUAUUUUUGGUUUGCGGCAAAAGAGUAUUGUGAGGAUUUAAACAGGCCCUACAAGAUUUCACUAUCAGGAAGAUAUCGACACAAGAGUCAUUUCAAUACAAGCAGUCCCUUUCCCGUGCGCUUUUGGAUGGUUUAUUUCAACUUUACCACCCCGGUGUAUGUGGAUUUGAACCUACAAUUUGAGCACAAAAUCCACGCUGGACUUUGCAUGCCAAAAAGCUGUACACACGAUGAAGUUCUCUACUUCAGUGAAUCAUAUUUCGCCAAGAAGAAAUUCGAACCACAACAACGUUUCAAUAUUGAUAUGAAUGUGAUUGAUGCCAAAGAUCCUAAAUUCGAAUGGAAAGUGUUGCUAACAACUGGAUUUCUAUUGUAUUUUGGAGUUCUAUCAUCAUUAAUUUUCUGUAUGAUUAUUGCUGAAAUAAUCACACAAAUUCACAAGCGACGAGCAUUAAAUGAAGAUGAAAAAAGUCCAAAACCAGAAAUAACAAGACUGGAAGAGUUCUUCUUAUGCUUCAAUUUGAGAGACAACUACAAAAGAAUGUUACAACUUGAAGGGUCAAAAGGCUUUCUACCAGUUAUUGCUGGAUUAAGAAGUGUUGUGUGCCUAUGGGUUACUCUAUUCCAUGUGUACUUUUACUCAUUGUUUGCAAUCAGUAAUGUUCCUUUGAUUUUUGCCAAGUUAGAAACUAUAGUUCUUCAACCUGUUUUGCAAUCUUGCUUUUAUGUUGAUGUAUUCUUUGUUAUCAGUUCGUUCUUGCUGUCAUACAAUUUCUUAUCAAACACAAAAAGUAUAGAAUCAAUACGUAAGAAUUCCUUUGGAGGGAAUGCGAAAUUUUUCUUCAAAUCCGUUUUGCACCGAUACGUAAGGCUUCUUCCAAUUAUGGUGGUCACAAUGAUUUUAAGUGACUGUAUUUAUGACUUCAUGGACAUGUUUUCACCCUUCCAAAUGGAUCAAUACAAUGGCCUCUAUUGCAAACAAAAUUGGUGGUACAACAUCCUGUUCAUCAAUAAUUUCCUGGAUCUCAAGGAUAUUUGUUCAUCGUGGACUUGGUAUUUGGGCUGUGAAAUGCAGUUCUUCAUAUUAUUCACUCUGAUUUUGAUUAUUUACGCCAAGCAUGAGCCUUUAGGAAAGUCUAUAUUUGUGAUUCUCCUGAUAUUCAGCUUGGUUGUUAGUUUCCUUUGCAACUACUUUAUGGGCAUCACUUUUCAAAUCGAUGUCAUAUUCGGAACCCUCGAACAGCUUUAUGUUAAACCAUGGGUACGAGUCAACUCUUACUUUGCUGGUGUCCUUAUGGGCUGGAUCUAUUUCCACUACAAAGACGAAGGAAUCAAUCUUAAAAUGUCUAAGAAAAUCAUUUUCUGGACCAUCACAUUCUUUAUCUAUCUCUUUACAAACUUUAUGAGUUUUUGGCGAUCAGCACCAGUUUGGUUGGUAGCUUCAAUAAUGUCUUUUGGAAAGUUCAUAUUUGGACUUUGUGUUGGUUGUGUCAUUGUUAUGUGUCAAUGGGGUUUUGGUGGUCCUUUCAAUGCACUAAUGUCAUCGAGACCAUGUUUAUUUUUAAAUAAGUUUUGUUUUUGCAUUUAUAUGAUAGCUCCUGUGGUAGUUGUUGUUGUAUUUGCAUCAAGAACUCAAGCUACACAUUUUAGUGAAGUCGGUUCGAGUAUGGAUUUUAUGGGAGUUAUUGUUAUAUCAAUAUUAAUGUCUUUAAUUGUUGUUUUAUUGGUGGAGAUACCAUUUCAGAAAAUAUCAUCAAAAUUUAUUGUGAGAAGAAAAACUAAGUGAAAAAACAUAAGAAUGAAAAUAUUGUAUUAUAAUAGACUUAAUUCAUGUCCAUUUUCAGCAUUGCAUACAAAGUUAGGUUAAGUAGU